CUUGUGAACACCUUCUUCAGCUUCCUUCGACGCAAAACGGACUUUUUCGUUGGAGGAGAAGAGGGGAUGGCAGAGAAGCUCAUCACGCAGACCUUUAACCACCACAACCAGCUGGCACAGAAGGCUCGGAGAGAGAAGCGAGCUCGGCAGGAGACUGAACGUCAGGAGAAGGCAGAGCGGGCAGCCAGGCUGGCCAAGGAGGCCAAGGCAGAGACUCCUGGGCCGCAGAUCAAGGAGCUGACUGAUGAGGAGGCCGAGAGGCUGCAGCUGGAGAUUGAUCGGAAAAAGGAUGCAGAGAAUCAUGAGGUCCAACUCAAAAAUGGCAGUCUCGACUCACCUGGGAAACAGGAUGCUGAAGAGGAGGAGGAGGAAGAUGAGAAGGACAAAGGGAAGCUGAAGCCCAACCUGGGCAACGGGGCUGACCUGCCCAACUACCGCUGGACCCAGACCCUGUCGGAACUAGAUCUGGCUGUGCCCUUCCGAGUCAGCUUCCGGCUGAAAGGGAAGGAUGUGGUGGUGGACAUCCAGCGGCGGCACCUCCGGGUGGGCCUCAAGGGGCAGCCGCCGGUGAUUGACGGAGAGCUGUACAAUGAAGUAAAGGUGGAGGAGAGCUCGUGGCUCAUUGAAGACGGCAAGGUGGUGACGGUGCAUCUGGAGAAGAUCAAUAAAAUGGAAUGGUGGAACCGCCUGGUUACCAGUGACCCCGAAAUCAAUACCAAGAAGAUUAAUCCUGAGAACUCCAAGCUGUCAGACCUGGACAGUGAGACUCGCAGCAUGGUGGAAAAAAUGAUGUAUGACCAAAGGCAGAAGUCCAUGGGAUUGCCCACCUCUGAUGAACAGAAGAAACAGGAAAUCCUGAAGAAGUUCAUGGAUCAGCACCCAGAGAUGGAUUUCUCCAAAGCCAAAUUCAACUAGCUCCUGUGUUUGCCUUCCUGCACUCUUUGCCUGGAGCCCCUAAACUUCCUUUCCCCCCUUUUCCUGGGACCUUGGAACCUUAGGGCUGGGGCAGGCAUGGGACAUCCUAGGCAUGUGAGCUCCAGGGCUUCACCGGACAUGGGCUGGGUCUUGGGGUCUUCUCCUCCCCAUUUGGCCUGUUACACAUUAAAGCUCUUUAUCCUGCUCCA
Molecule: messenger RNA, 1124 nt
Organism: Cricetulus griseus (Chinese hamster)
Lineage: Eukaryota; Metazoa; Chordata; Mammalia; Rodentia; Cricetidae
Source: RefSeq, a predicted model, not a curated record